Messenger RNA from Nematostella vectensis (starlet sea anemone), 4021 nucleotides. RefSeq lists its product as uncharacterized. The coding region runs from base 1003 to 2784 and encodes 593 amino acids. Lineage: Eukaryota; Metazoa; Cnidaria; Anthozoa; Actiniaria; Edwardsiidae. The transcript has a single exon. The record is from RefSeq and is a predicted model, not a curated record.
GUUUUACUUAUUCCAUUGCAAUUGAAUUAUAAUUGAUUGCCACUCGCGAAAACAUCUUUUUCGAUCGCAUUGUCGUAGCCGUCGCCGUCAUUAUUAACAUCACUAUCAUCAUAUACGUUUCCCUAAUUUGAUUAUUCUGCAUUUAAUUUCGGUAUGCGCAACGAUAGAACGCCAAAGUUACCGUGAUACUGCUUGAGGUAGUUUAUGAGGGCUUGCUCUAUUCGCGUUUGAGGUUUAUUUUGAUUGAGCUACACACGAGACGUUUUAAAAUUCGAAAACAGUUCCGCGUGUUUUUUGUUGUGUUCCUAUAUCCGCGAAAGGAACUGAAUAAAUUAUCACUUAACGGAACGGUUGUUCCGUUUAGAGGUGAAGAAUCGGAACGCUAAUGGCACGCUUCGGAACAAAAGGACUUGUUUGUACAAUGAAGAACAAAAUGUUUCCUUUUCGAAAUCCACAAAGGAACUGUUGGUCCUAAUUGAUGCAAUUAGGAACAACAGUUCCUUUUUUGACGCGUUCCCAAUUGAGGACCACCACUCAAAAAGAACAAAAGUUCCUGUUUGCUACGGUUAAUAGACUUAAAAGGGAACGCCUGUUCCUAAGUGGUUAAAAGUAUAGGAACAGUGGGACCGAUUUGGCCUAAAUGGUGCCGUUUCUUUGCGAAAAGGAACAACAAAAGGGCCACAAUGGACCGAAGUGGGGUGUUCCCUUUUUCGAAAACAUGAACAAAAGUUCCGCAUCUAUGGUUUUGUUUCUCAAUCUCAAAAGAUAUGAUCUUUCAAAGCGAUGCCUAGACUCGCACAAGCUGUGCAAAAGCAAGGGCAUGCCGAGGCUUGCUUGGGCAUGCCAUUUUGGUUUAUCGUGCCCAACCAAUAGACUGCUGCCACUAUUUCGAGGCUGUCGCGUGGCAGUGAUUGAUUGGCUCUUUUCACUUAUUUGAUAGCAUUAAACAUGCGGUACGCCGCAUACGUUUCUCAUUCUCGCAUUAACCGUUGCUGACAAGAGAUGGUAAAGCAGGGUAAUGUGAUAAACUGGUCGCUUCUUCCAAAUGCUGCGAAGAAACCAAAAAGAAUGCACUUAGAAGAAGACGAAAAUGACGGGCUGUUUCAUUGCCCUGUACCAGACUGCCAUAACGAUGGGUUUGGAACUCAAAGAGGGUGUAGAAAACACGUCAAGAAAAAGCACCCAUGGUUUUAUUACUUUGAUGAGAAACCCAGCGACUCAGACAUCGAAGCUUCCCGAAGCCAAAUGGAAAAGGAGAAGGGGCAACGACGUUCAAGUAAUGGCGUCCCAUCGUUUGACAUGUCUUGCACGUUUGCUGAGCAAUUUACCGCGUGGCUCAAGGGCAGUGGUGGGGGCUGCAAAAGUGAUCGACAAGCGCAGCAACUGGUUAGCAAAUGCUUGAAGUUUCUGAAAUUUUGCAGCGAGGACGAGGAUCAUCUCACAUUAGAUAUUGUGGACUUUUGCUUGUGUUCGCCUAAUCUACUUUUCAAAUUUGCCGAUUCAAUGCAGAGCGAGUGGCAGUUGGGUCAUGCCGGUCGAAUCGGAUACCUGGACGCCAUUGCAGAACUAGUGACCUACAGGAAAGUAAACGGAGUAUCGGAAGCGGUGCUUAGAGGGCUGUCUACGACGGACACAUACUUGAAAAAGGUGCGUAAGACCGUCUCAAAAAUGAUGCGACUACAGUGGACUAGCGAUUUAGACAUCGAUGUGCUAGAGGCCAAAGGGCACUGGGCAACCAUGGACGAGCUCCUUGGUGUGGUGUCUCGCUACUUGCCCCGCUACGAGGCCGUGCUGAGAACGUGCAAGGACACGCCCGACAGGGCGUCUCCGUUUGAUCUGUCGUUUGCCACUAAAUUUCUCGCCGUUUAUCUGUUUAUCCAAGUCAAGGGCUCGCGGCCAAUGACGUAUCAGUAUCUGACUGUGGACAUGGUGCGCACUGCCAAGACUAACGGAGGUUUUGUCGACCAGAAAAUGUUCAAAACAGCGGGCAAGUACGGCUUCGACUCGCUCCUUCUGACCGACACAAACAUGAGUGUGCUCGAGGGAUACAUAACCUACAUUCGCCCGCUACUCAAACCCAAGUGUGAGUACGUCCUAGUUACGAGAAACGGGGGUCAGCACAACAAGCUCGGUGAGCUGAUGAGCAAACUUGUGUUUGAAGCGACUGGCAAGUAUGUUCACCCCACACGAUACCGACAAAUCGUCGAGACGUCUAGCUGCAAAGUGCUAAAAAGUGCCGAUCGAAGCGCCAUCUCUGAAGAUCAGAAGCACAGCUCGAACGUCGCCAAAGUGCACUAUCGCAAGCAGCGUUCACGCGAAGUCGCCACAAAGGCGCGCGAAUGCCUCGAAAAACUACACGGCGACAGUGGCACCAAGCUGGACAAAGAGGUUCUAACGAGGCUCUCCGACCUUUCAAACUCUUCAGAGGAUCAAGACGACUGCACGAAGUCGUGCUCUUCAACGGACGAAGUUCAAGAAAUCUCCACACCGCCAGCAGCGAGAAUGAAGCCUUCAGCCCGAAAACUACCGGCAAAGCAGAAGCGCGAAGACGCUUUUUUGAUGACAGAACUGUGCCCGGCUCGCAGAAAAUCGCUCCUAUUUACGCCCGAAGAGGACAAGUAUCUUAAAGUUGGUCUCAAAAGAUACGGGUUCGGACAGUGGACUUCGAUCUUAAGAGACCCCGACUUCCAUUUCCAAAAAGGGAGGAGCCCCAACUCGUUGCUCAAUCGAGCAAACAGAAAAUACGGCACCAUGGAUAACCACUUAGUGGACAGGAAAGGCUAGGUGGGACAUGAUGUACUUACAGUCAUUCUAAUUUUGGCGUUUCGACAUGUUUCUUUGUAUUUAGUAAAACUGAAUGUAUCACGCCACAAGAUCGGACUAACAAGCGUCUUACAAAGUGUGCAUUAAAUUUGGCUGAGAAAACCGUUCAGUCUUGUUUGCCCUUUGUCUGUCGGUUGCGGUUUACGAAACUUGAGUCGGUUGCGUCGUCCCUUGGGUGUCUGGGUGAGGGAACGGCGCUUGGCCGGUGUAGUGAAUGCCAUCAAUUCUAUCCCUGGUGAUUCCCAUCUGUUUGGUUUUGGGCUCCAUGAUGGGGUCUUUGGUAUCUAAAAAAGCGUGAAAGGCUCGAAUAAUUUGAUCAGCAAAAAGGUAACAAAAACACAUGUUUACCUCUGGCAUAUCGUCACUUGAGCCUUGGCGAGGAGGGGUGUGUGUCUGGGAUGGACAUCCGCUGUCUCGAACCAAAGAAUCUUGGUCUCUGUCUGCCUCAUCGUCGCAGCUUGGUAGCGGAUCCCAUAAGUUUAGCUACAAAUGCGCACAUCGUUGGUCGAGGAGCCCCCAGCUGAUUCACGCCUUCCGUCUUUCCUCAAUCGCCGUCUCGCAAGCCAGAGUUCGAGUGUUGGUAUGCUGACUUUUGAGCUUGUCGCUAACAAGUUGCACAAACGCUUUAGCGCUUUUCAACGCCUCGUUCUCCGAGAUUGAUUGCAAUCUCGACGAACAUCGGUGCAGCUCAGUCUCAGUCGCUCGCACCCAAUGGCUCUCGAAUGCCGCUCUUGCCAUGACUUUCCUUUUCUCAGCCUCAGACUUCUGGUGAUCCUCUCUAAUCCGGCCUAGUUCCACGAUUAUUUCCUCGGGCAUUGCAUCUUCGGGGUCUUCCGGUAAUAAUUCCAGCAAGUUGUGUGGAACUCCCAGAUCCACCAGCCUUUACUUCGGCUUUUCAGCAUUUUAGAUUUACGGGCCUUGUUUAGUUGCUGGUGCAAACUCCUCUCUCCUUUCAUCUUCUCUAGUAAAAUGUUGAGCUGUCGCUUUCGCAUGCUGAAUGGCCGGCAGUUGCGAUACUCAGCUUGUUGAACGUCUCUGCGUCACUGCCAGAAUAGUUAUCCUCGUCUCCAUCUAAAAAGGUAAUCUGGCAUGCAACCCAGUAGGAAAUCGCAGGAUAUAUUUGCUUCCCCGGCGUAGAAACUUGAGAUGCAACGACCGUCUCCUCGUCAUCUCGUCCUGACUCUUCGUUUGCUGCCUG